CGAGCUGCCCAUUCGCACCUUCCGUUUGCUCCCAGCAUGACGACGAAUUAGAACAGCCCUCUGUUUCGUUUCCUCUCCUCGCCUCACCUCCGCCAUGUCCUUCCUCAAUGGCGACCACCUCCGCGUCUCGCGGCCUCGCAUGCCCUCGCCGCAGCCGUCCUUUGCACGCAUGACUGCCGCCAUUAGCAUUCCCUCCUCGCGCGGCAGCCCGGCCAGCAAUGCCUCGCACUUUGGCAAUGGCAGCCUCCAAUCCACGCCCGAAGGCAUGGUGCCUCUCUCGAGCUGCUCCCUCCCCGCCGUGCCCUCCUACACUCUUCCCGAGUCGCUGCUCCCGCCGCCGCCCCUGUCGACACCGCCAACUUCCUCGCCUAACGCCAUGGCAGAGGCCCUGAGCAGGGGGCCAGGCAUUAUACGAAGAGUCAGUCGCGGUGCCCAAGGCAUACCGAGCAAGUUCCGACGCAAUGGGUCGGCUGCCCAGCGCGACAAAAGUUCCGGCCCGGUUAUUAUGCGCAGGCGAAGCGACAGCAAGACCGCUGUCGAAUCCGCUCUCGAGCUGUCCGACCUCGACACCUACCAAUUCGAGGAGGAGGAAGAGGCUGUAGACGACAAUAUUGAGUCCGUCGACGGCCUGGGCAUCUCUACCACCUCCGCCACCUCCAGCCGGCACAGCAUCAGCUCCAUACCCUCGUCGACCGUGGUGGCUCCAAAGCGGAAUUCAAGAUUGGAACAGGGAACCCUGCUCAAGAAGAUCACCAAGAAGGAGAAGAAGGAGAUUAACUUGUGCCUCGACCUGGACUCGGCAAAGGUGUUUUGGGACCCGUCGCGGCCGUCCAAGUCUUUCUACAUUGACGACGUCAAGGAUCUCCGGACGGGAGCCGACGCCAAGCAUUAUCGUGAAGAGCUGGACUAUUCAGAGAACUGGGAACCUUACUGGCUCACUAUCGUCUACUCCGAUACAAGUCGUUCAAAAGGAAAGACAAAAACGAUGCAUCUGAUCGCUCCGGACGUCGGCGUCUUCAACAUGUGGACGCAGACACUCGAAUCCGUGUCUCGGAACCGGAUUGACAUGAUGGCGGGAUUGCUAGGCUUCGCCGAAAAGAGUGCGAAGCUCGUCUGGCAACGCGAAAUGAAGAAGCGCUUCAACGGGCAGGAUCAUCGCGAGGAGGAUGAGUCGAUGGACCUUCCCGGCAUCAUCCAGCUGUGCCGCAGCCUGCAUAUAAACUGUUCGGAACACACUCUCCGUACGUACUUCGACAAGGCCGAUACCGACCGCAAGGGUUAUCUCACCCAAAGCCAAUUUCUCUACUUCGUCAGACGGCUGAAGGAACGGAAGGACAUCAAGCAGAUAUACAAGCAGUUCACGCCUGAGCCGCACUCUGGUAUGGACAUGCAAACGUUCUUCGCAUUCCUUCGGCGAGAACAGGGCGUGGACGUAGACGCGGAUGUGGAGCACUGGACAGCAACUUUCGAGAAGUAUGCACGUGCUAGCACGAGGUCCUCCAAAACAACACCCACCGACGGCGGUGAAAUUCCACUGCCUCUGACUAUGAACUUCCCUGCCUUCCAGACGUACCUCACGUCAGAGGUGAACUCGAUAUUCAAGCCUAACAGCCCUACCUUGCAUCACACUCGACCGCUCAACGAGUAUUACAUCUCGAGCUCACACAAUACCUAUCUGCUUGGCCGCCAGGUGGUCGGCGAGUCUAGCACUGAGGCUUACAUUGCCGCGCUUCAGAAGGGUUGCCGAUGCCUCGAAAUUGACUGCUGGGAUGGUAUCAACGACAAGCCUAUUGUCUCGCACGGGCGCACCUUCACCAAGAGCAUCUUGUUUCGCGACGUGAUCAAGGUCGUCGACAAGUAUGCUUUUGAUGCGACUCCCUAUCCAUUGAUCCUUUCUCUCGAAGUUCACUGCUGCACUGCUCAGCAGCAGGAAAUGGUGAACAUAAUGGGUGAGGAGUUUGGCGACAAGCUGGUGCUUCAGCCGCUCGAUUGGGACUCUAUGAUUCUGCCGUCACCCGAAGAUCUGAAGCACAGGAUCCUAAUCAAGGUCAAAGCUGCGGCCGAGGAGCUGGACGUCAAGGCGCUGGCAAACGAGCUGUCGAACCGCAAGCGUGAACGCAGCUUCAGCUCGCCCUGGUCACGUCCAGUGCAGCUAAAUGACAACUUCAUUCCGAACUCGCCACUCAUCUCCAGUCCUCCUUCAAUGAGCCCGCCGGAGCGUACUACUACCUUCUGGGCGUCACCUCGCACUUCUACUACCUCUACGAACAACACUGCCCUCACGCCCGCUCUCAUAAGUUCCGCCGAGGACAGCGAUAGCCCACAUGCCACCGCCGCCGAGGACAAGGACAAGAGGAGGACUAAGAAGUCGAAAACCAGCAAUAUCAUCAAGAUGCUCGGCGACCUUGGCGUGUACACGCGAGGAAUCAAGUUUAUGGAUUUCGCUGCGCACGACGCCAACACUUUCAACCAUGUAAUAUCCUUCAACGAGCGCGUGUUUGAUAGGCUCACCAGACCCGGCGCACGCGAGAAACAACUUCUUGAGGAGCACAACAUGCGAUGCCUCAUGCGAGUCUACCCCGGAGGUUUCCGGAUCAAUUCCUCCAACUUCGAUCCGCUAAGGUUCUGGCGACGUGGCGUCCAGAUGUGUGCGCUGAAUUGGCAAACAUACGAUCUCGGGCAGCAACUGAACGAGGCCAUGUUUGCCGGUGGCGACGAUCGCACCGGCUAUGUGCUCAAGCCCGCAGAGUUGCGUCUGGAAGAUCAGGUGCCGGUGGUCGGCCACAGGAGGGCACCGAAGAAGGAAGUCAGAUUCACGGUUCAGAUCAUCUCCGCCCAACAGCUUCCUAGACCUAGAGGGCUUCCUGCCGAAGCUAACAUCAGCCCCUACAUUGAGUUUGAAAUGCACUGCGCCGAAGACAUGGGACCCAACGCAACUGGGGUCGGCGGCCAGGAUGCUUCGGCCCGCGACGGGCUCUCUGGCAUUGGCAGUCCGCUUAAGAAAAGGACUCGCAUCGUCGAAGGCAACGGAUAUAACCCGGAGUUCAAAGAUGAGAUCGAAAUGAAAGUCACGACAAGAUACCCUGACCUCGUCUUUGUGCGUUGGACCGUCUGGAACACGCUCGAUGGGAAGCUGACCGACAAUGCACCUUUGGCUUCCUUCACCGCGAAGCUCAGCAGCAUUCAGCAGGGUUACCGCCAUCUUCCCCUAUUCGACGCCAAUGGCGAGCAAUACCUAUUCUCCCGGCUGUUCUGCAAGAUCAAAAAGCAGGAUGUGGUGGAUGCACGUCCCGGACCGCUCCCGCUUGCCGGCUCCCGCACGCCUUCCAUGGAGCCUAUCAGUCCCCUGCAAGAGCCCUCCAACACGAAGUCGAGUGGUAGCUUCAUCAAGCGUUUGAUCCGAGCCCCCAGCGAGCGCAAGCGGCGGAAGGAGGAACGCACCAACAGCGAAUCCAGAGAGUCGGACCUCGAUCUCAUUAGUCGCAGCAGCACUUUCGAACGAUAGCGUUACUCUGUGAAUGUACCCGACGCACCCUGCCUCCAGCUGACGACGGACAAACGCUAUCCCUUGCAACCCUAUCACGUCACUAGAGCAGGGACCAGCCGUGUUGUAUCAUACAUUUUUCAUUUGUCCAUGGUUUCUGUCUGGCGUUUUCAGCGUAUUAUCGGGUCGCCGUCGCACUUGGAUCAUGCCAUGCCGCGGGGCGAUGCGGGAACGGGCAGCUCGAUCCGCAUACCCUGUUGGGAUAAAACACACACGACGACGACGCUGCGAGC
Molecule: messenger RNA, 3777 nt
Organism: Trematosphaeria pertusa
Lineage: Eukaryota; Fungi; Ascomycota; Dothideomycetes; Pleosporales; Trematosphaeriaceae
Product: PLC-like phosphodiesterase
Exons: 1
Coding region: 95-3505 (1136 amino acids)
Biological process (GO): lipid metabolic process; phosphatidylinositol-mediated signaling
Molecular function (GO): calcium ion binding; phosphatidylinositol-4,5-bisphosphate phospholipase C activity
Source: RefSeq, a predicted model, not a curated record